AUGAAGAUCAAAGCCCACCCAGCAACCGUUCAAGACCUUGACCAGAACGGUCAUCCCAUCCUUCACAAAACAAGAACAGCAACACGAAUUACAAAGGCGAACUCUGGUUCUACGCUUUCACAGAGAACGAGGAUGCCGUACGCUUUCCAUAACGGGAGACCAAUGCCGACAGUCAUAUAUGGAAAAUGUAACCACAGCCUCCCAAUCGAGGAGAUGGCAAAAAUCUACCAGAGUUAUGAGAAGAAAGUUCCCAUGACAAUAUUCACUCGCAGUCAAGAUCGGAGUCGCGAAAGGAACGAAGUUCCAGGAUGUAGGUUCCGGAAAUUAUUUGGAACAGAUGAAGGCGAAGUCAUACAAUCCACUCAAGCCUCUCAACAAAACCAGUGCGUCGGACUGACGGCCUUUAUCCCUGAAAGAGACAAGCAGGUCACUGAUCCCAAAAUCUAUGUGGAGCAAUCAAUUAAACGAGGUGGGCACGAGAAGAUUAUAAUACACGAAUUGGCGUUUGGUGGCCAAAUCCAAACGGAUGUUGACUACGUAUUUCGGGGAAUUGGUGAUGAGCACCCUGAAUUUGGGAAGAGAGACUUGAGGGUUCGGAUACGUUGUGUAAAUGAUGAGAGUUUCGAAACUUACAUGGGUGGCGCUGGAUACUACGGCUACGACCGGACGGAACAUGCCAUGAUGAACAGAGCAAUGCUCGAUCGUGGCCAAGCAUAUUCAUUGCAGAAAUCUAACUGGGGGGAUGAAUCAUAUCAACAUAGCGUUACCAUUAACCCGGCAGAUCUUCGGAUUCUGCUGGAUGCGAAGCGAGGGAAUGAAAAAGAUAGGAAGCAGGGAGUAACCGGCGAAGUCGAAUUACUUAGACUAUGUAUGCAUAAAGUUCUAUUGUCUGAAGAUGGGAGAGGUGUCGGCGAUUUCGAGCUGCGAAUUAUUUAUAAGCCUUGA
Messenger RNA from Talaromyces marneffei, 945 nucleotides. RefSeq lists its product as uncharacterized. Lineage: Eukaryota; Fungi; Ascomycota; Eurotiomycetes; Eurotiales; Trichocomaceae. The record is from RefSeq and is a predicted model, not a curated record. The coding region runs from base 1 to 945 and encodes 314 amino acids. The transcript is spliced from 3 exons.